CCCGGGGGUGGAGCGCACCUCGUUUCGCCCACUGCGGAAGACACAAGCAGGAACUGGUGUUUCUAGUGCUGUGAAGUGGCCUGAAAGAAAUCCUAACCUCGGGUGCUUUCCUCCACAAGCCCCCCCCCCCCCGCCCGCUGACAAAGGAAGGGGAGAAGAGACGUAGAAGUGGGGGGAGAAAAAUGAAAGAAACAACAGCAGCAGAAGUGAGAGGGAGCACAGACAGACUCAGAAAGUCUGAGAAAGACCAGGCUUGGAUCGCCAAGAUCUUCAAGAAAAGGAUUUGCACCACCUUCGUGGAGGAUUCGUUCAGUAAUGGAGCACUGUGCCAGUGUGGAAGAGAGAGAGAGGCCCACUCCACUGUGGCUCUUGGAGACUAUUUCGGCACGGCCAUCGUGAACCGCUGGGACAGCGCCCAGCACUCGUCUGAAUACCCAACCGACGCUUUUGGGGAGGUGCAGUUUGCAGGAGCCAGCAAGAGACACAGCUAUUUCCUGCGCCUGUCAUGUGACACCCAGCCGUCUCUGGUCUACAAUUUGAUGACGAUCCACUGGCAUCUUCCCGCGCCAAACCUGGUGGUUUCCAUUGUGGGCGGAGAGGGCCGAGCGAAGGUGAAGACCUGGGUACGGGAGGUGCUGCGGCAGGGACUGGUGAAAGCUUCGCAGAGAGCAGGAGCGUGGAUCCUGACGACGGGACUGCGCGAAGGCAUCGGUCGGUGUGUUGGCGUAGCGGUGAGAGAUCACGCCACCGCCGCCUCCUCAGACUCCCUCAACAAGGUGGUGGCCGUGGGCAUCGCCCCCUGGGGCUUAGUGCACCAGAAAGACCAGCUCAUAAAAACUCAGGGCAGCUUUCCUGCUAGGUACUUUGUUCAGAACCCGGUCCGGGAUUCCUGCUGCUUGGACAAAAACUACCAGGCCUUCCUGCUGGUGGACGAUGGCAGCGAGGGCCGCCCAGGAGGAGACACGGUCUUCAGAACCAAACUGGAGGACUACAUCUCCCAUCAGCGCACAGGAAUAUGGGGGAGCGGCACCAUUAACAUACCUGUUCUCUGCAUGUUGAUAUCAGGAGACCCAAACAAUCUAGAGAGAGUGGACCUUUCUCUGAAGAACUCCAUGCCCUGGCUGGUGCUGGCCGGCUCCGGGGGCCUGGCGGACUUCCUGACGGACCUCCUGGAGAACGUGUCCUCCGCCCCAGUCUUCACGUCUGCCUCUGAAAGCGAUGGCGAGCCCGGUCCCAGCGUGGACCUGAGGGAAAAAGUCGCAGAGCGAGUCAAGAAGCACUUCCCUGCAGAACCUGAGCCCGACAAACUUGUUGAGCGGGCUCUGAGCAUCUACCAGAGCAGAGACCUGAUUUCAAUCCACCACGGAGAGCAGGAGAGCCCAACGGACUUCGACACGGUCCUCCUCAGAACGUUGGUUGGAGCGAGUAAACAGAGGUCGUCGGUCGAGGCCAGUCCGUACAACGAAGAGCUCAAGCUGGCUGUUGCAUGGAACAGGGUUGACAUUGCCAAGAGUGAACUUUUCAAUGGAGACAUUGAAUGGAGGUACGAAGACCUGGAGGAGUCCAUGACGGACGUCCUGAUCAACGAUAAACCCCAGUUUGUGCAGCUUUUCACUGAGAACGGCCUGGACAUCAUGAAGUACAUGACCUAUGGCCGACUGGAACAGCUCUACCGCUCCGUUGAAGAGUCGACACUGUUAUACCAGCUGCUUCAGCGCCGCCUAGCGGUAAGACUGGGAACUACAACAGUGGUGCCUGCAGCAGCUAGUGAGCCAAAAUCGCCGUCUAAACUGACAGAGGAGAACCUUGAGAGUGGACUGAUGGCAGACUUCACUAUUUUUGAGAUUUCAGGGGUGCUGGACUUAUUAUUGGGCGAUAUCUGCCAGCCGUUCUACCACGACGUUUUGGGCUUGGAUGGUAUCAGCUCUAGAAGGAGGGUUCUGAAGCGCGCGGGCAAACGGCUGCGCGAUGAUCGCUCGUAUGUGACGAAACGGUGCCCAGAACCCUGGGCUCCGCUCUUCAUCUGGGCCGUUCUGCAGAACCGCAGCGAGAUGGCCACUUUCUUCUGGGAGAUGACAGAAGAGUCGGUGCUGACCGCUUUAAGUGGCUGUAAGAUCCUGAGAGAAAUGUCCAAGCUGGAGGUGGAAACUGAAAUCCAACUCUCCAUGAAAGAGCUGGCCCAGACGUUUGAGUCCCAGGCAAAUGGCGUCUACAGCACUUGUUAUCGCAACGAUGAAAGUCGCUCCUUCACUCUGCUGAUUAGGAAGUCUAAUGUUUGGGGAGGCACCACCUGCUUACAAAUGGGCAUGGGCGCUGAUGCACGCCUUUUCUUCAGCCACGACGGAGUGCAGUCUCUCUUGUCUAAGAUCUGGUGGGGUGACAUGAAGAGAGACACGGCGUUGUGGAAGCUCCUGCUGACGUUUUUCUGCCCUUUCCUCUGCUACUCAAACCUAAUUUCUUUCAGGGAAUCGGAUCAACAAGAGGAGGAGGAAAGGGACGGAGAAGAAGAGCUUAGUGGCCGGGAAGCGAAUCAUCAUUACGGGACAACCGUCUUCUCCUACUCUGAACUCAAGCAGAUGGAAGCUGAUGGACAGCCCUCCUCUCCCAGGAGUCCCAGCAUCAGAGACGUCCCUGAACAGUACAUACCGCCGCCACCGCGUCCGUUCAUUUUGUCUCGCUGGCGUCAGUUCUGGUGUGCUCCCAUCACGUCGUUUUUGGGGAACGUCUUGAUGUACUUCCUCUUCCUCGUCCUUUAUGCGUAUGUGCUGCUGCUGGACUUCACUCGGCCGCCCGCUGGUCCGGCCAUAUCCGAGUACGUGCUCUACUUCUGGGUUUUCACCAUGGUGUGUGAGGAGAUAAGAGAGACCUUCUUUAUAGGGGUGGUUACUUGGCGUCAAACGUUCAGAGUCUACAUUCAGGAUGUGUGGAAUAGAUUUGACCUCCUCGCUAUAACGCUAUUCAUCUUGGGCACGAUCGGCAGGCUGUUUUCGUGGACACACGAGCUUGGAAGGGACAUCCUGUGUGUGAGCUUCAUGGUCUUCACGCUUCGUCUCAUCCACAUUUUUGCUAUCCACAAAGAGCUGGGUCCAAAAAUUAUCAUUGUUGGCAAAAUGGUGAAGGAUGUCUUCUUUUUCCUGUUCUUCCUGGGAGUGUGGAUCAUGGCGUAUGGAGUAGCAAAUCAGGCGUUGCUUUACUCCUAUGAUCCAGCUUUAGAUCGUGUCUUUCGCAGAGUUUUCUACAGGCCUUACCUGCACAUCUAUGGACAGAUUCCUGUGGAGGAGGUUGAUGUUAAGAAGAACUGGGAUGUUCAAUGCACCAACAACCGGACCUUGAUUGAAGAAGGUGCGGAGCCGUGCCGAUCUUCAUUCAGCAACUGGCUAGUGGUCACUCUGCUGAUCAUUUAUCUCCUGGUUACCAACAUCCUGCUCAUCAACCUUCUCAUCGCCAUGUUUAGCAACACGUUCAAUGAGGUGCAAGCUAACAGCGAGUCCUACUGGAAGUUUCAGCGCUACAGCCUGAUUGUCCAGUAUCACUCCAAGCCGUCACUGGCGCCGCCGUUUAUCAUCCUCUCCCACAUCAAUCUCUUCAUCAAGAGGAAGAUCCGCAAAGUUGCUUCAAUCAAGGUUCAGCACUUUGUUUUGGAGUUGAGUAGGAAGGAAACCAACAGAUUAAUGACGUGGGAAACUAUCCAGAAGGAAGACUUUCUGUCUGCCCAAAACAAAAUCCAGAAAAGCACCGACUCGGAGAGACUGAAACGGAUGUCUGUCAAGAUGGAUGGUGUUGUUAAACAUUUGACUGAAAACAGAGACGUUGAGCAGAGACUUCAGGCUCUUGAGAAUGAGAUGGAGAACUGCUCAAAUGCUCUGAGAUGGAUUGUGGAUACUUUAGCACAAGGUGGCGCAUUUAAACCACCCCGACCGCCUCCUACAUUCAGAGAUGGCGUUCCCAGUUCUUCCAGUUCAUCAUAGAUCCGCCUUAACGACAUGUGUGAAUCAGUUAAAAAAAAAGAAAAUUGACGCACUGGCAGCUUGUUAAGGUCCUUACAUGUCAUCACUGGUUCCCACCCGCCAUUAUCACUGGACUUAAAAUCAACGAUUCUGAACAGGGUACUAAAAAAACGUUGGGACGCACCUAAACUUGGAACAGUAUUCAUAAACUGAUGCUGAUAAUAAUUCCGAUUUUUA
This is a messenger RNA of Fundulus heteroclitus (mummichog), 4184 nucleotides long. RefSeq names its product transient receptor potential cation channel subfamily M member 4. The transcript has 28 exons. Gene Ontology annotation, molecular function: calcium-activated cation channel activity; ligand-gated calcium channel activity. The coding region runs from base 183 to 3968 and encodes 1261 amino acids. The record is from RefSeq and is a predicted model, not a curated record. Gene Ontology annotation, biological process: calcium ion transmembrane transport. NCBI's taxonomy places the organism in Eukaryota, Metazoa, Chordata, Actinopteri, Cyprinodontiformes, Fundulidae. Gene Ontology annotation, cellular component: membrane.